UAAAGAGGGGCAGAAUAAAGAGCAAGACAGAAAAAAUCAACCCUUUAAAGCCCUAAAUUGGAAGUACAAAUUUGAUUCUACAUUUGUACGUUAAUUUGUAACUGCUCCAAAGCCCUUAAAUUUCAGAGUAGCUUCCACUGCCCAUUAAUGGCGGUUGCAGAACCCUCGCCAUCUAUGGAAAUUUUAGUGAGAGAUCCGGAUGGUUUUGUUAUUUGGCAUGGACUUCCAUUCACCAAUGGGCAGCCACGAAUCAAGCUCGACAAAAUCCAGUGUACCAGCGCGAAAUUCAGCGAGGAUGGAUCAAAACUCAUGGUUAUGAAAUCGGACUCUUUGGUUAGCAUAUAUGAGUGCAAAAGCUUGAGAGAGAUUAGGUCCCUUCAAGUUCCCAAUGUUCUUGCGGCUACUAUUUCCCCACGUGGGAGUUAUCUUCAAUCCUUUCAGAAACCUACGUCCCCGCAGGAGAAGAAUGUGGUUCUAUGGAAGAUAGAUACUGGAGAUUCUGCUUAUCAGCUUUCUCAGAAGAAUAUGACUAAAGCAACAUGGCCAGUGAUAAGGUUCAGCUCUGAUGAAGCUGUGGCAUGUCGUCUUGCAACCAAUGAAAUACAAUUUUUUGACCCUGUACAUUUCUCUAGAGGGAUUGUUAAUCGGCUUAGAGUUCCUAGCAUAGCUGCAUUUGAGCUUUCCAGAAAUGUUGGGUCUUAUGUGGCAUCAUUUGUUCCAGAAUCCAAGGGAAUGCCCGCCAAUGUUCAAAUAUUUGCCCGUGGAAAGGAGUUGCAGAGUCAGCCUGUUGCUAGACGCAGUUUCUUUCGCUGCUCAUCAGUACAACUGAACUGGAACUGUGAUUCCACAGGGCUUCUUGUUGUUGUGCAGUCAGAUGUUGAUAAAACCAAUCAAAGUUACUACGGGGAGACAAAAUUGAACUAUUUGACUACGGAUGGAACUCAUGAAGGACUCGUGCCACUUCGUAAAGAAGGCCCUGUACAUGAUGUUCAAUGGUCAUAUGCAGGCAAAGAAUUUGCAGUGGUUUAUGGAUUUAUGCCUGCAAUGGUGACAAUAUUUGACAAGAAGUGCAAUCCUCUACUUGAGCUUGGAACGGGCCCUUACAAUACUAUCAGAUGGAAUCCGAAAGGGAAGUUUAUAUGUGUGGCAGGCUUUGGGAACUUACCUGGUGACAUGGCAUUUUGGGACUAUAUGGAAAAGCAGAAGCUCGGUACUACGAAGGCUGAAUUAUCAGUGACAAGUGAAUGGUCCCCAGAUGGACGGUAUUUUAUGACUGCCACAACAGCUCCGAGGCUUCAGGUUGACAAUGGGACCCCAAGGGCAAAAUGGACAGAUCAAGAAAAUGGGCAUAAAUGGAUAUUCGAGCAAAUUCACGUGGGGAAGUUUGGCACCAAUUCACAAUAAAUAGGGGGUAGAGAGUUCAAUUCAAGAUUGAAAAUUUGGAGAAUUGUUGGGAGGGUCUAGGCCUCUCGAAUGCUUUGGUGCGUGUAAUUCAUUUCAUUUUCUUGUAGCUCUAUUCUUUUUUCUUCAAUUCAGUGCUCAUAUAUAAAUAACCCAAAAAUUCAGUUUAUGUUCAAUUGUCGAGUUUAUUACUGCCAAAAUUAGAGGGUUCUAUCAUUGUAAUUUAGUAUGUGCUGUAAAAUUAUCGGGUGUUGCUGCUUAAAAUGAAAAAUGGCUGUUUCAUUGCAUCAGCACAAUUCAUUUCUUGUUGAUGGGAACUAUCAGCCUCCAUUUAGAAUAGAAGUUGUGUAAUUAUGUCUCUAAGAUGAGGUAUGAGUUGGCUUGCUUUGAAAUUAGUUGUAAACAUGUAAUUGAUGGUUAUAAUUUCACUAUCCCACUGGUACUAAAAUACCUCAGAUAAACAAUGAGGUGACGAAACAAAUGCAGCUUUUGGUCCAUAAGAUUAUUCUAGUAAAAAAAUAUUCUAAAUUCCAAAUCCAAUUUCCGCAUAACUUUUGACCUUUAAGUCCAUCAGCAACGAGUUAAUACAAUGGAUGGGGAGGUAAAUGUGUUCUCGCAGCUUUGUGCAGAAAUAAUUGUACAUUUCAGCUGGUUAUUAUUUUAUUUUUCACUUUUUUUG
This is a messenger RNA of Olea europaea var. sylvestris, 2080 nucleotides long. Its product is annotated as eukaryotic translation initiation factor 2A. Gene Ontology annotation, cellular component: cytosolic small ribosomal subunit. Lineage: Eukaryota; Viridiplantae; Streptophyta; Magnoliopsida; Lamiales; Oleaceae. Gene Ontology annotation, molecular function: tRNA binding; ribosome binding; protein binding. The record is from RefSeq and is a predicted model, not a curated record. Gene Ontology annotation, biological process: translational initiation. The coding region runs from base 148 to 1404 and encodes 418 amino acids. The transcript is spliced from 8 exons.